Messenger RNA from Lacerta agilis (Sand lizard), 590 nucleotides. It is a transcript of the gene SSR4, whose product is annotated as signal sequence receptor subunit 4. NCBI's taxonomy places the organism in Eukaryota, Metazoa, Chordata, Lepidosauria, Squamata, Lacertidae. Bases 38 to 562 code for a protein of 174 amino acids. The record is from RefSeq and is a predicted model, not a curated record. The transcript has 6 exons. Gene Ontology annotation, cellular component: membrane; endomembrane system; endoplasmic reticulum.
GCCGCUCCUUUUCCUCGUCGCGUCUCGCUGGACGGCGAUGGCGGGCGCCGGGCUGACGCUGCUUCGUCUGGCUGCGGCGGCGCUGCUGGUGCUGAGCGGGGCUCGAGCUGAAACCUGUACAGACCCAGUCAUCUCUCCAUCCUACUACACUACCUCAGAUGCUGUAAUCUCUUCAGAGACUGUCUUUGUUGUUGAGAUCUCCCUCACCUGUAAGAACGGAGCACAAAAUGUUGCUCUCUAUGCAGAUGUCAAUGGCAAGCAGUUUCCUGUUACUCGGGGUCAGGAUGUUGGCCGCUAUCAGGUCUCUUGGAGCAUGGAGCAUAAGCUGGCUCGCUCUGGCACCUACGAGGUGAAGUUCUUUGAUGAGGAGUCCUAUAGCGUCUUGCGCAAGGCUCAGCGCAACAACGAGGAUGUAUCCGAGAUCAAACCCCUCUUUUCGGUCAAUGUGGAUCAUCGAGGUGCCUGGAGCGGACCGUGGGUCUCCACUGAGGUGCUGGCAGCAUUCAUUGGUCUCCUUGUGUAUUACAUGGCUUUCAGUGCCAAGAGCAACAUCCAAGCGUAAUCUGUUUCAAUAAACCUUUCAUGCCAAA